GUUUUCCAUGUUUGAGGUCAAAGAAGCCAAUUAACAAAACAUGCACGGACCAAAAAAAGAAAAAAAAAAAAAAAGAAAAAAUCACGUUAAGGACAAGAAAUAAUGUAUGGACUGAAACAAAAGCACCGACAAAUUCAGAAAAGUAGAGAACCGGGUGGUGAUUCGGAUCCCUCUCACCUCCACGGAACACUUGGACAUAGUUGACAGCAAUGCGUAACGACGCGUGCCUCUAGUGGCACCGUGGAAGCAGGGUCGUCAGACGCACGAGGAUACACGGCUGCCCGCAUUAUAUCCCAAACCAACACAUAGUGAAACGUUCGUUAAUUCAAAGCUAAGUAGCAAGAAUCUCUUUGGACAGAUGGACCUUCCUCAGUGACCUCCCUUUUGCCAAUGACGGCGCGCAACCGGACCGGAGCGGGUUUCCUUUCCCUGCGUUCUGAGCAGUUUGCAGAAGUGAAGCGAUUAGGACUGGAGUGACUAAACUACGAGAAGCAUUUCUGAGUCACCGAAGUAUGUUGAAAUUUCUCAACAAUCACAGUGCAAGCUGACGAAGACAAAAUCAUUCGAGGAGAGCCAAACUUCCGCAGGCGCAGUUCUAGUCGUCCACAGUGGCGCAGCGAAGCGCAGGAGUUCGGCUCGGCUUUUCUGCCUGUAGACAGACAGCACCGUGUGCAGGAGGGUAUACAGAGAGACUCCUGCGGGGUAAUUGUUUGCAGCCUGCAGAAGCAGGUGUUUUCGCUGAUCCGCCUGCGAGAGACGGAGGGGGGCUUAUCCUCAUCUUUCUUUCUAAGACUGGUGAGAAGAAAAAAGAAAAGAAACCCGAGGAGAAUGUUGCACCAAGAACAAUGAGCGCAGAGUUGUCGCAUUUUACCCAAAUCCACACAUGCUCUGUAGAAUUCAGUUUUCAUGAGCAAUUCUGACUCGUCUUUGGAAUUUUUAGAGCGAAAAAAGUGGAUCCAACGACUUUGCAACCAUGCGAAAUACUUGGCUGUCUCCCCGGAGUGCGAUUUGGGAAUAUUGGACUUCGCUGAUUGCAUUCCUCUUUUGGAUUCAGUACUCUUACGGAAUGCCUCACGUUAUACGAAUUGGUGGGAUUUUCGAACAAACAGACGGACCUGUUUCACUUGUUAGUGCAGAAGAACUUGCCUUUAAAUUUGCUGUGAAUAAUAUAAACAGAAACAGGACUUUGUUGCCAAACACAACACUAACAUACGACAUACAGAGGAUUAAUAUCUACGACAGCUUUGAGGCAUCAAGAAAAGCUUGUGACCAGCUGUCGUUAGGUGUGGUUGCAAUAUUUGGACCUUCACAUAGCUCAUCUUCAAAUGCUGUGCAGUCCAUCUGCAAUGCACUGGAAGUGCCACACAUCCAGGUGCGGUGGAAACAUCACCCAAUGGACAACAGGGACACUUUUUAUGCCAAUUUAUACCCAGAUUAUUCAUCAUUAAGUUAUGCCAUUCUGGACCUCGUGCAGUAUCUUAAAUGGAAAACAGCCACUGUUGUAUAUGACGACAGCACAGGUCUAAUAAGGUUACAGGAGCUGAUAAUGGCCCCAUCAAGGUAUAACAUUCGAUUAAAGAUCCGCCAGCUUCCUCUAGAUACAGAGGAUACAAGGCCUCUUCUUAAGGAAAUGAAGAGAAGUCGGGAGUUCCGCAUCAUCUUUGACUGCAGUCACCACAUGGCUGCACAAAUUCUCAAACAGGCCCAGACCAUGGGGAUGAUGACAGAGUAUUACCACUAUAUCUUCACCACUCUGGACUUGAUGGCUAUUGAUCUUGAGCCAUAUCGCUUUUGUGGUGUCAACAUGACUGGCUUUCGCAUCCUCAAUGUGGAAAAUCCCCAGGUUGCAUCUAUUGUGGAGAAAUGGUCAAUGGAAAGGCAAAUUCCACCUAAGCCAGAUUCAGGCCUGCUGGAAGGCAUCAUGACGACAGAUGCGGCUCUGACCUAUGAUGCUGUCCACAUUGUGUCCGUCUCAUAUCAGCACGCUCCACAGAUGACUGUGAACUCACUGCAGUGCCACCGACAUAAACCCUGGAGAUUCGGAGGCCGCUUCAUGAGUUUCAUCAAAGAGUCUCACUGGGAUGGUUUGACUGGAAGAUUGUCCUUCAACAAGACAACUGGGUUACGUACAGACUUUGACUUGGACAUCGUCAGUCUAAAGGAGGAUGGACUUGAAAAGGUGGGGAAGUGGAGUGCGUCAGGAGGUCUUAACAUCACGGAAGUGCCGAAGCGAAAAGGGAUGAACAUCACUGAUUCUCUGUCUAACCGUUCUCUUGUCAUCACAACCAUUCUGGAGGAGCCAUAUGUCAUGCUUAAGAAGUCUGACAAGGCACUGGUUGGGAACGACCGUUUUGAAGGAUUCUGCAUCGACUUGCUGAAAGAGCUUGCUAAAAUCCUGGGCUUCACGUAUGAGAUCCGCCUGGUGCCUGAUGGAAAAUACGGCUCACUGGAUGACAAGGGACAGUGGAAUGGCAUGAUUAGGGAACUUAUAGAACAUAGAGCAGACUUGGCAGUGGCCCCUCUCACCAUUACCUAUGUGCGUGAAAAAGUCAUUGACUUCUCAAAACCCUUCAUGAGUAUGGGCAUCAGCAUCCUGUAUCGCAGACCCAAUGCCACAAACAACGGCUUCUUCUCCUUCCUAAACCCCAUGACUCCAGACAUCUGGGUGUACAUUCUGCUGGCGUACCUGGGUGUUAGCUGUGUUCUUUUUGUCAUUGCAAGGUUUAGCCCGUAUGAAUGGUACGACGCUCAUCCCUGUAAUCCUGGGUCGGACGUGGUGGAGAACAACUUCACGCUCCUCAACAGCUUCUGGUUUGGAGUUGGUUCCUUAAUGCAACAAGGCUCGGAACUGAUGCCCAAAGCCCUGUCGACCAGGAUAAUAGGUGGAAUCUGGUGGUUCUUCACUCUCAUCAUAAUAUCGUCAUAUACAGCUAAUUUAGCAGCUUUUCUUACCGUGGAGAGGAUGGACUCACCGGUGGAUUCAGCUGAUGACAUUGCCAAGCAGACGAAGAUCGAGUAUGGUGUGGUCAGAGAUGGAGCAACAAUGGCUUUCUUCAAGAAAUCAAAGGUUUCUACAUUUGAAAAGAUGUGGGCCUUCAUGAGCAGCAGGCCGAGAACGUCUCUGGUGAAGUCUGUGGAAGAUGGGGUCCAGAGGGUGCUGAAGUCUGACUAUGCACUCAUUACAGAGUCCACCACCAUUGAUUAUAUCACUAGGAGAAACUGUAACCUAACACAAGUGGGAGGGCUUAUUGACAGCAAAGGCUACGGCAUCGGCACUCCCCUCGGCUCACCAUACAGGGACAAAAUCAGCAUAGCAAUCCUCAGCAUCUUAGAGGAUGGGCUUCUUCACGUUCUGAAGGAGAAGUGGUGGAGCGGAAGCAGCUGCUUGGAUGAGGAGCGUCGUGAGACAGGCCCCAUGGGGAUCCAGAACCUGGGUGGUAUAUUCAUUGUGCUGGCAUCUGGUCUGGUGCUGUCUGUCUUUGUGGCAAUUGCUGAAUUUAUCUACAAGCUGAGAAAGACCGCUGAACGUGAACAGGUCUUUGUGCAGCGCCAUGGUGGACGAGAUCAGACUGUCGUUCACCUGCGAGAGACGGGUGAAACACAAGCCUCAGCCCCCAGUCAUGGUGAAGACGGAUGCAGUGAUCAACAUGCACGCCUACAACGACCGACGACUCCCAGGAAAGGACAACAUGAGCUGCAGCACUGGGAUGACUCCUGUGUUCCCCUGACAAUGUGUUCCCUGCAGGGCAAGAACCUCGUGAGCAACAUUUCAGGGGCAGUGCCGGAGCCCAGGGACAAUGGCAUAGACGGAAUCACCAGAUACAUCAUUAACAACAGUGACAUGGGAACACUUACAAAACAUGGGCAACUCAAAUUGGCAGCAUCAGCCACACAGGUAUGACAGACACCACUGUAAUCAACACUACAAAAAAUACUUGGUUGUGGUUGUAAAGGUUGUGCAAGGGGCAGAAAAACAACCCGACAAAGGUACACCCAAAUAUGAAUCAGUUCAAGUCUGAUGUUUACAUAUGUACCACAAGAGAAAACACAAUAUUCAGCGGACCCUGAGUCACUUAAAAGAUUUCAAAUUUUAUGUGAAAACAUGGCCUGGCAAAUGAAACGAGGCUUUUUGAAAAUGGCAAUAAAUGACUUUGGUACAGUUCCAGAAGGAUAAGGGAGUUUUGUUAUAAAUCAUGGUAAUAUAUGAAGUUCUUUUGUUGAGCCUGUUGAUUUUCACAAAACUGAAUGACCUUUGGCAGCAGAAAGUGUUACCUCAAAUAUGUACAGGUUCAGCUGGGUGUCUGUGUCAUUUAGUGUUGGCAACACUGUGACUGGUAGAACCUACAGCAAGAUGUGAAACAGUAAAUUUACAUCUGAUGUAGCUGUGAUGUGUACCUAAAAAUAUUAUCAUACAAAAACAACCGCAAUCACUCAUGCAAAGUGGAUUGUGGACACAUCAGCUGUAUAUUAAAAACAUAAGAUUCAAACUUGGGAUAUUUGACAUGAUUUUUGACAUUUUUUCCAAGGUUCAUUUUUCUUUCAAAUUACUUUGUACAUAAUUAGAUUGUUACCAGAUAACAUGUUGAUUGCCAAAGACCUGACCAUUCAACAGAUUUAUACUCAGAACAUCAAGAGCCAGAGCUGUUUAAUAACCAGGUGUUCAAUUAAGAGUGAAUUGGAGGGGCUGAGUUUAUUUGCUGUAAGAGGCAUUCAAAUCUAUCUAUGUCUGGUUAUGGCUAGGCAUGGCUCACUAUGUGAUUCCAAUUAUAUGAUAACCUAGAAUAAAGAACACCAUCGAAUCAAAUCAUUCAUGCAAAAAUCUAAAACUAAAAUGGAUAACAAAAUCCGAUAAAUUUUAGUAAAAAAACAGAAUAGCAACACAUAUUUUAAUUUGUACUAAAAUUACACUUCAAUUUUAACAGAAUAAGAUGAUCUAUAGCAUUUCUUGACUACCUUUUUCAUUUUGAUAUGUAGACUGAAGCAAAAAUUAGGAUCAUCACCUGUGAAAUUGAGCAUACAUUUUUAAGUGCUUUAAUUUACACCACCGAGGCAUAACAAGAUGAAUACUGACAGGUGAAGACAAGAAAACUGAUUAGAAUUUCAACUUGAUACUCAGUAGCGGGUGAUAUAAAUUUGAAAAGAAGUGAAUAUUUAAUAUAUAUAGUUGCUGCAUACAAGCAGGAAAAUAUGAAUUUGAGUAAGAGUUUAAGAAGGGCCUAUUUGUGUUGGCUUGACAACUGGAUCAUAGCAUCUACAAAACUGGAGCUCUUGGUUGUGGUCUGCAGCGACAGUUUCAAUUUAAAUUGUCCAAGGAAGAAAAGUGGUGAACUGGGAUCCCAGUCAGUCAAGGUUUAUUGAUGCACACGAACAGAAAAGGGUAGCCUGCUUGGUCCAACAGAUGUGUUGUGGCUCAAAAUGUAAUACUACUUAUGAAAGAAAGGUGUCAAGAAUGUCCAGUGCAUCAGGGAUUGUUGAGUUAGAAACUGCAUAGCUACAGAUAAGUUUGGGUGCCCAUCCAUUUGCUGACCCCUGUCCACUGCCUCAGAUCUGGAAAUAGGACAGUAGAAGAUGGAGGAAUGGUUCCCAUGAAGGGUGUUUGUCUUUAUUUUUAUUUUUUUUUACAUGAAUGGGCCUUUGCCUUGCCUAUCUGUGGAAUACAAAGCACUGCAGGAAAAAGACAAGCCAGCAUAGGCCAUGUGAUGCCUUGGCAAUGUCCUGAUGGUAAACUUUGAGUUCUGGGAUCUAUGAGGUUGUUGCUUUGGCAUGUACCAGUUACUCAAGAUUUUUGCAGACCAUGUACACCCUUCCAUAUAAAAUAAUUUCCCUGAUGAUUGUAGGCUCAUUGGAAAUAAUGUUCCAGGCCACAAAACAAAAAAUGGUUCUCCAUUACUUUGAUUUGUCAAAUUGCCCUCCAAAUUUUCCAGAUGUCAGUCUAAUUGAGCAUCUGUGGCAUGUGUAAGACAAACAAGUCUGAUUUAUGGAGGGCCCAUUCAAAAGUUACAGGACUUAAAUGACCUGUUGCUAACAUCUUGGAGCCAGAUACCACAGCAGACCUUCAGGGGUCUAGUGGAGUCCAUUAUUCGACUAGUCAUCGAUGUUUUGUUGGCAAAAGAAAGACUAACCCACUAUUUGUCAUGUGGCAGUAAUGCCAUGCUUUAUUGGGUGUAUACAAUACCUAUUUUCUAUAUUCUUCUCGUUUUGCGGAAAACAAAUAUCACACUAAUAUUAGCUAGUGGUCUACCUGGGCCAUUUGCUGUUGUUGGCAGUUGACUACUGAACACGCUGCCAGAAGCUAGCUACCCUAACAUUCACUUUUCUUGAAAUAUCUUGUUUUACCCAAUCAACUACGUUUCUUUACAGCUUUAUUGUAAGAAAUGAAAAAUUACUGGAGUCAUCUUUUGGCAGUAUCCAGAAACAGGUUGGGGAGGAGUGGUGUUCCAUUAAAUAGACCAAUAAAAAUGCUGGUUACUCCAGAACUGCCUGGACAUUAAAUGGUAAGGUACAUUGAAAAAUUUGAGUAUUUCUUGCCAGUCUUCUCAGAAAGUGAAACUCAUAUUAUAUAGAAUCAUCACAUAAGUAAUGGUAUAUUACAACCGUUUGUUUCUUGUAAUUUUGAUGACUAUGGUUUAUAGAUAAAAAAAAACUCAAAAUCCACUGCCUCAGAAAAUUAGAAUAUUGUGAAAAAGACCAUUAUUUAAAAUUCCUGGUGUCUCAUGAUAAUUAGCUAAUUAACUCAAAGAACUUGCAAAGGUUUCCUGUGCUUUUAAAUACUUUUAAUCUAUAAAACGACUUUUUUUCUGAGAUGACUGGCAAGAAAUAUUGCACUUUUACACAAUAUUAGAUUUUCUUUAGAGCUAGCUAUUAUAUUAUGGAUAAAUGGAAUGACAUUACUAUAACUUGAUUAUUAAGAUUCAGUAUUCCUUGUUUCUAGUAAAUGAUCCAUGCCUAGUCCAGGCAUUGCAGCUUCUUCAUGCAAGCCUUUGCAUUUUGUUGAACUAUUGUCCUUUAAUGCCGUUGUGCUCCCAUGUUUUCAUGAAAUGACAAGUCUGAACAUAAACUAAGUUAUAUAAAGUAAUCUGUGAUAGGUUCUCUCUGUUCUUGAAUAGCAUUUUUCUUCAUAAAAUUGUGCUUUUGGAGCAGAUACAAUUUAUUUUUAGUUUACUGACUUUUAUGUCAGUGGGCAUAAUAUUCUACAAAGUUCAGUGUAUAGACAAGAGCCACAACUUCAGUGCUCCCCUUUCCAAACAGAACACUAUUGUUGUUGGCUUCAUUUUUGUAGUUACUCCAGUCUUCACCAAGUAUCAUAUUAUUUUUUUAAGAAACAUGAGUUCUGUUUUAUAUGAGUCAUUUUUGUGGGCAACUUCAAAAUUCAUAUUGAAAUCCGUGAUAGACUCACUGACCGAUGUCCUCCAGCAGAAACACUCCUCCCACAAUGUUUUAUAGCAUAAUGUCUCCUUAAGCAAGACUUGUGUUGACUUUGACAGUUUCCCUUUGGAUGACUUUGCAACCAUUUUGUAGUUGCUAGUGCCACUGCUUUAUCCUAUGUUGGAUUGAUUCUGAAUUGCAUUGCACCAAUUAAAUAUUCAAGUGUAGAUGCUUGAAAAACUACAACUUCAAAAAUUUACGUAGUGCUUUUCUUGUCAUACCAUCCACUAAAAGCUCUUCUACAGUACAAGUUGCAUUCGCUCAACAUGUCAAACAAUGUCUGACUUGUGAUUAAAUGUUUUGCCAAUAGACACUUUGAUCAGCAUUGACUAAAACAGAGAAUAUUAGAUAAGGUUUUGUAUUUAUCCACCUUAUUCCUGCAAGCUGUAAAAAACAUUGAUCUUGAAUUGCAUUGUAAAAUGAAAAUAAAUUUUCUGUAGACACAUAUGAAAGACAUUAUGUUUCAAUACUGUUACCCAAAAUUCGUUCCAUUAUGAGUCGUGGAUGACCAGCCUAGGUAACUUAUUGCAAACCAGUUACAUCAGAAAAAGUAUGUCUAGCUAGUAAAACAAAUUUUGUUACUCUGCUACCUUCCUGGAAAUAGCACCAACAAUCAAUACUAUAGCAACAGCUCUGGGUAAAAGGUGGAUAUCUUAAGGGAAUAAAUAACUGGUAUUUACUGAAAGUUAAGUGGGUUUUAUCAGGCUAUAUUCAUUAAAUUCUCAACUGCUCUUUGGUUGAUUGUGACCACAGAGUGCCUGGAUGACACAUUUUUCAAACACAUGUUCAAACUCUUUCCAUGUCAGGUGUAAUUUACAAGAUUUUUGAAAAUAAGUUUAAUUAUUUUAUUUUUGCAAAAUUAAAAAAAAGGCAUAAAAAAGGCUUGGGUUUAAAUGAAAAAUGAACCAUUUUUGAAGGGGAUCUCUGAAUAGAUGAUUGGUCAGCUUAAUUACCUGGUGUGGACUUAUGCUGAAAGACUGUAUGGUAAUUUGAGAAAGAGCAGUCAAUUAUUCUGUUUGUUUGUGUUGACUGUAAUGCCUAUAAUUUUUUUAAUCUCCAGCAAAAUCACCCAGAAUAAAGAUUGGAGGAGUCUGUAAGAUGCCAUUAUGCUGAAGCAGAGAGAACAUUGAACCUCUGUGAGGUUUACAUUGUCUAUACACAGUGACAAAAGAGAGAAAAUAUCUAUUCAAGGAAACUUUAAUCUGUAAAAUUUAGCAUUGGUUUGGUAGAGACUCGCUGUAUAAUUGUUUAUCGAUUCUCUUCUGCUAAGUAGAGUAAGUAGAGAGGAUUGGCAGAAGAUGUAUUUUACUAAAUUUAUACAGUUAUAUAUUCAUUCUGUUCACAAAUAUGUUCUAGAUGCUAUUUAUUUCAUCAGGCCACUUUACCCUUCCUCCCCACUUUAUCCCAAAUCCACUUCCCCCAAACCCUGUUUAUUUAAUAGAAAUACGUUUGAAAAUGAUAUAUUGGAUUCUUUUCUAUCUAGAUGAGAAAAUGUAUGUAAAUCGUCUUUUAUGAUGGCUAAUAUAUUUCUAUAUGGUGAAAAUAAAGUGGAGAGAUUGAGCUCCCUUAAGAGUUCAAGGGAUAUUCCCUCAGAGUAGGCGUUUCUUGUGUCAGUGGACCUUUAUUCUUCACAAAUUCCCCUUUACAACCUGGUCUAAGGUAUAACUGCUGCUGAUCUACAGUUAUACUAUUGUACCGUCACACUGAUGUGUACUGGAACUUUUCUUGCAGGUCAUUAAAAGACUUUUGAGACUCAUUGUACAACAUUUCUUUAAUAUGUGGCAACAACAAUACAUGAAUGAAAUUUUGUUGAUUCUAACAUGGCUGGUUCAGUCCAUUUGGUUACUGAAUAUAAACAUCUUUUUUUAAAAUAAAUAAUGUGAAUAAUGUCAUUUUACACAAAACUGUAAGAAAUGUGAGAGAAAAGUAACAGAAAAUGUAAUCUACAUAAACCUGUUCUAUUACCUGUAUGUGAUAAACGUUUUUAUUUUCAUUCUUUUUUCUUUUUUACCUUUUUAUUUUUCCUUUUUAGCCCUAACGCUUCUAUCAUCUGGCAAAAAACCCUCCCAAAUAUAUGAGAAAUAUGUUGGUGCCAACCAGGGUUUUCUUUGUGAACAUACAGACUUUCUAUGAAUAUAGUUUUUGUAAGAUUUUGCUAAGAAAAUAUGAAAAAAUUAUUGAAAAAGUGGGACAGGUGUAUUUGUUUUCAUUGUAACUGUAUGUGUAAAAAGAGCAUCUUAAUAAUACACUGGAGGGUAUCAGCAAACUACUAUAGAAAACUUACUGAACUAUUCUUUUUAACACACUGUGAAUAAUUUAAUUGUACAGUUUGCUGUAUGGGUUAAAUGAAGUUUUAAAUAAAAAAUACAACCUA
Messenger RNA from Xiphophorus hellerii (green swordtail), 9799 nucleotides. RefSeq names its product glutamate ionotropic receptor kainate type subunit 3 (gene grik3). Gene Ontology annotation, molecular function: signaling receptor activity; ligand-gated monoatomic ion channel activity. The record is from RefSeq and is a predicted model, not a curated record. Gene Ontology annotation, cellular component: membrane. Lineage: Eukaryota; Metazoa; Chordata; Actinopteri; Cyprinodontiformes; Poeciliidae. The transcript is spliced from 16 exons. Gene Ontology annotation, biological process: monoatomic ion transport. The coding region runs from base 974 to 3901 and encodes 975 amino acids.